AUGAAAGCGCUUCUACUAACUUACAAAAUUAAGGACACGGAAAGUAUCAAUUGGUCCAAAGCCUUAGCGUCCUAUCUCAAAAGAUCGUACGGAUCUUCCACAUGGAGUCAGUUUUUCGAUGUAAAACAAGCUGAGAAUCUAGAUCGUUUACGGAAUAAUGCCAACGGAAGUCUGGCUUCAGAGGCACUCAUUGAACAGAAUCUCCUGUACUAUGCGUUUUUGGAACAGCUGUACAUGAGGUUGGGUGCAAACUCUGGGCAGCUCAAUAUAGACUAUACAUGGUAUGACGCGGCAUACACGUCGACAAGUGGGUCUCAAAAGUAUACUCAGAGGACGGUGGCUUUCGAAAAAUCAAGUGUACUUUACAAUUUGGCUGUGAUCAUGACGUUAGCAGCCAAAGAACAACUCGAUAAGGAUGUGAAGAUUUCAAUCGGCUACAUGUCGCGAGCUUUUGCAUGCUUCGAUUAUUUAAGUGAGAAUUUCUUGAACUCUCCGUCUGUUGACCUCCAAGCAGAAAACUCCAAGUUCCUAGGUAACGUAUGCCACGCAGAAGCGCAAGAACUUUUCCUUUUGAGAAUAAUCAACGGCCCAGACACCGCUAAGCAUGCCUCACUUAUAGCGAAGCUAGCGUCAAUGGCCUCUUCAUUAUAUGAAAAGGCUGACAGCUUUUACGAAUCGGACUCUAAAGCCUCGCCAUCUGAAAUUCCAUAUGGGGACAUCAAAUGGAAGAGUAUUAUUUCCUGUAAAGUGAACUUCUACAAAAGCGUAUCGGCCUACAACUACGGAAUUAUUCUUGAGCAGCAAAAUAAGUUUGGGAAAGCCAUAGCUUUCUUGAAAAUCGCCGAAAGUGCUAUUCUGUCCGCCAUGGUUCACAAACUUCAUGUCAAAGAAACUAUGGACCUUGAGUCCUUCAAGAAUCUCGUCCAAGCCAAGCACAAGAAUUUGAUCAAAGACAAUGAUUUCAUCUAUCACGAUACUAUACCUUCUGACGCGUCUAUGGAAAAUAUAAAGGGUAUGGACGCUGUGAAAGCACCUCCAUUGGCCAAACAAUUAGAGUCUUACAUGGACAAAGUGGCAGAGUCCUCCGAUAUUCUGUUCAAAGGAAUCAUACCACUUGAAGUCUAUGAAAAGGAGAGUAUUUAUUCUGAAUUGAAAGCAGACCUAUUGAGAAAAGAACUUGAAGUUGCCGAGACGGCGGAUUGGGAAUAUUCGUCGUUUGUUGAAUUUACAACCUUGCCAAAAAUUUUAAAGGACCUGGAGAGCAGAUAUACCAGCAGUGCAAAGUCUGGAAAAACAGACAAUCCUCAGUUGGCGAUAAUGAAAGAGAAAUUGGAUUUAUGGUCCAAAUCAGUGUUGAGAAAUCCAUAUAAUAACGUCGAGCUACAAAUGCAAUCUAUCGUUGGGCUUAGAAAGAAAAUUUUGGAGCUUUUGAGUUCCAUCCCAGAAGAACAACAGGAAAACGCUGUGAAACUCAAGUCAUCACUUUUGGCUGCAUCGAAAUCGGACGACAAGCUGUUCUCUUUUGUCCAAUCCAAUUUGACAGAACUUCAAUUAUUGAAGAGUCCUGCUGCUUUGGACAAGCAAUGGACUGCACUGAAUUCAUUCCAGCACGAACAGCCGGAUUUGCUAGAUAUUGACGACAACAAGAAUGAGGAGAUAAGGCAGAAAAUCGGGAAUGUGGGAAGCCAGAAUGAUGAUUUAAGGAUCCUGAAGGAUGAGCGAUCGAGUAUAGUUCAAGACUUGAAGAAGGCAGUUAAUGACGAUGAUAUUACUAGAGUCGUUAUAAUGAAUCGCGAUAUGACGGAUAAUGAACUUAAUGAGCUGUUCGGUAAAGAACUUGAUAAAUUUAAGCCACUCAGUACCCGGAUAGAGGCAACAAUUUUCAAGCAGCGCAAUUUGAUCAACACUAUCAAAAUCAAUCUGGAUGAGGUUUUCAAGCUUACUGGAUUGGAUGAUGAAUCAUCGAAAAACGAUCCUAAUUUGGUGAAAAGAAAUGACUUCUACAACAGACUCAGUCAGGCGUUCAAGAGUUUCUCUGUUUUUUCAAACGAUUUGCCUAAGGGGCUUACCUUCUACGAGUCUUUACUCAAAAUGGCUCAAAACUUACAGUCUGUUGACUCAAUCAAGAAAACGACCGCAAAUGGCGUACUUCCAGCAUUACCAAAUCAGCUCAACGAGAGCUUCCAGCAAUUAAACAUUGUGCCGGGUGCCGAUAGAAAGGAAUUCACCGCUAUGGCGACACUACCUCCCGUUCCGCCACGAACUUAUGGGCAACCAGACCAGUUUACGAUGUCUCCUUCUAUUCCGCCCAAGCAACCACCCUCUGGUAUCAACGGUUUGGGAAACUUUGGAAAACCAGCCAGUCAGACGGAUCAGGAUCCAACGUCGUUUUAUAAUAACCCGUCAGUGUUUGACGAGAGCCUCUAUUCACGUUUCGGCGGGUAA
Molecule: messenger RNA, 2445 nt
Organism: Lachancea lanzarotensis
Lineage: Eukaryota; Fungi; Ascomycota; Saccharomycetes; Saccharomycetales; Saccharomycetaceae
Gene: BRO1
Product: LALA0S04e03070g1_1
Exons: 1
Coding region: 1-2445 (814 amino acids)
Biological process (GO): protein transport to vacuole involved in ubiquitin-dependent protein catabolic process via the multivesicular body sorting pathway
Cellular component (GO): endosome
Molecular function (GO): protein binding
Source: RefSeq, a predicted model, not a curated record